AAUAGAGUACCUCACACAAGAGGCGAUCCAGUGGCGUGCGUUAAACCACAGAGCUAUAGCUAUCCCAUAUUUGGUACUAGAGUAGAGUUUGAGCUAAUAUCUAUUUGAAUGGGUGACGAGGCGUCCCCGACGACGCCGCCGGCACCACUGUAUCUCGAUGGCUGUCCGGGGUGCGCCAUGGAACGGAAGAAGGCGAGCAGCAAGGGCAUCCCCUACAAGGAGUUGUUCUUCGUCGCCGUCACCACCAUUGCCUCUGCUUUGCCAAUAUCGUCCCUGUUUCCCUUCUUAUACUUCAUGAUUGAAGAUCUGCACGUGGCCAAAACAGAACAAGAUAUUGGACUGUAUGCUGGUUUUCUUGGUGCAUCUUACUUUAUUGGUCGAUUUUUUGCCUCGCUGUUCUGGGGUGUAGUGGCUGAUCGCAUUGGAAGAAAGCCAAUCAUUAUAUUUUCAGUCGCUUCAGUGGUCAUAUUCAACACUCUGUUUGGAUUUAGUGUAAAGUAUUGGAUGGCAAUUACCACAAGAUUGCUUUUAGGUGCUCUCAAUGGCAUGCUUGCACCAAUAAAGGCUUACUCAAUAGAGAUUUGUCGACCGGAACACCAAGCGCUUGGAUUAUCAAUUGUAAGCACUGCUUGGGGCUUGGGUCUUAUUGUUGGCCCAUCCAUUGGAGGCUACUUGGCACAGCCUGCACGGCAAUAUCCAAACAUAUUCUCUGAGAAAUCAGUUUUUGGGAGGUUCCCGUAUCUCCUGCCAAACCUAAGCAUUUCCAUCUUUUCUGCUGUUGUUCUAGUAAGCUGCAUAUGGUUACCGGAGACACUUCAUACGCACAAGAUUAUGGACAAUGAAGCAGAAAUGUCUGGAGAUUCAAGGACUCUGCAAACAGAAGAUAUACAUCCAGACAAGAGUCUAUAUAAGAACUGGCCAUUGAUGUCUUCCAUCAGUGCAUACUGUGUUUUCACGCUUCAAGAAACCGCAUACACUGAGAUACUUUCCUUGUGGACCGUAAGUGACAGAAAGUAUGGUGGGCUAAGCUUUUCUUCUAAGGAAAUUGGACAAGUUCUUGCAAUUGCAGGUGCUGGACUUAUUGUGUAUCAAAUAUUCAUCUACAGACCGGUCCACAAAUAUCUUGGAAGUGUAAAUUCAUGCCGUGCUGCAUCUGCCCUAUCCGUACCACUUAUCGCUGCUUUUCCCUUCAUGACACACCUGUCAGGACUAAAACUUGGACUAGCUCUUUAUUUUGCUACUACGUUUAAAGCUGCUCUUGGGACAACUACGCUGACAAGCACUUCACUUCUUCAGAACUAUGCUGUGCCACAACAUCAAAGAGGCGCCGCAAAUGGCAUAGCGACGACUGCAAUGUCCUUCUUUAAGGCUAUUGGUCCAGCAGGAGCAGGCGCUUUAUUCUCAUGGACCCAAAAACGACAAGAUGCUGCCUUCUUUCCAGGGGAUCACAUGUUGUUCUUAAUUCUGAAUGUGCUCCAAUGUAUUGGGCUGGUGCUGACCUUUAAGCCAUUCCUAGCAGUACCGAAACACCUUAAGUGAUAGCUGCUGAACCCAAGCAGUGGAAUAAUGGUGGAUUAGCAAAACACACAUGUGCCAGAAAAUAUAUUUUUGAGUGGCAUACAACAGGAUCAUGUACAAGCAAGAGCUUAUAUGUGUCAAGAAAAAAUAGCCAUAAUGAUUUGAGUGUGCUAUAUAUUUACAUCUCCUUAAAUUAAAGUUC
This is a messenger RNA of Sorghum bicolor (sorghum), 1720 nucleotides long. RefSeq names its product protein ZINC INDUCED FACILITATOR-LIKE 1. The transcript is spliced from 17 exons. The record is from RefSeq and is a predicted model, not a curated record. The coding region runs from base 109 to 1539 and encodes 476 amino acids. Gene Ontology annotation, biological process: transmembrane transport. Lineage: Eukaryota; Viridiplantae; Streptophyta; Magnoliopsida; Poales; Poaceae. Gene Ontology annotation, molecular function: transmembrane transporter activity.